This is a messenger RNA of Raphanus sativus (radish), 907 nucleotides long. Its product is annotated as vicilin-like seed storage protein At2g18540. The transcript has 3 exons. Lineage: Eukaryota; Viridiplantae; Streptophyta; Magnoliopsida; Brassicales; Brassicaceae. The record is from RefSeq and is a predicted model, not a curated record. Bases 173 to 754 code for a protein of 193 amino acids.
GAAACACAAAAAAAAAAACGUUCUUUUUGUUUCCUCCCAACCCUAAAACGCUAUGUUCUCUGUCUAACGCCGUUGCACCGCCGUUUUGUUGUUUUUGGCCGUGACUCUCUCUCUCUCUCACUGAGACGGUCGCUAAUCUCCGUCACACUCAUCCCUCUCAAAUUCCUCCACAAUGUCUUUCUGCAAUCAACUAAGCCGUCUCGUCAACCAACAACGCCCUCUCACCAAACACUCUUUCCGAUCUCUCUCCUCGGAAGCGACUCACCACAGGUCCCACCAAGAGACGCACAGUUUCCUCGAGCCGGAGAGCUACAUAGGGAGCUGGGAGGCUCCCAAGGACCCCAAAGACGCGGAGAGAUUGCUCGCGCGGAUCAGGAGAGAGUACGCGAAGAAAGUGAGCCUGUAUCGCAGAGACUACGUUCACGAGAUCGAGAUGCUCAGGGUGGAGAAGCAGCGUAAGGAUGAGGCGAGGCUGCUCGCUGAGCGUGCCGCUAAUGAGGAGAGACGGCGUUUGAAAGCUGAGGCUGCUAAGGUUAGAGCUGAGGAGCGUAAGGUUUUCGAGGAAGAGUUCAGGAGAACUUUGAUGAAAGAAAGAGAGGAAAAGCUGGAGUUCUGGAGAAUGACGGGACUGAAAAGGGAAGAUAAGAAGAAAGCGAGAAAGAAGCUGUUGCAUGAGCAAAGCUCUCUGUGGAUCGAGCCAAAGGAACUGGAGAAGAAGAUUACGGAAGCCCUGGUUGAUUCCACUACUCUCUAAACCCAAAUCCCAUUUUCUUCUGAAUCCUUGUUUGAGAAAACAACCACCUUGGUCAUUUUGUUGCAGACAUACUCUCUUUACUUCUUAGCACAUAAAGAGUGUUGGUGGAUGAAGUUUAAAAACUGGUCAAUAAUAAGAAAACUUUUCUUUUCA